Zophobas morio is the source of this 695-nucleotide messenger RNA. RefSeq lists its product as uncharacterized. The transcript is spliced from 5 exons. NCBI's taxonomy places the organism in Eukaryota, Metazoa, Arthropoda, Insecta, Coleoptera, Tenebrionidae. The record is from RefSeq and is a predicted model, not a curated record. Bases 91 to 675 code for a protein of 194 amino acids.
UAAGAAAAAAGAAAUAUAUAAGUUUUGUGGUCGGCAGCCUGAGUUCUCUCUUUUUGGUCGCUCUUUUGGUUUUGUGUGAGUUGCCUGCAAAUGGGGAUUUUUUGGGUGUUUGACAGGGAGUCGCCGACGAUGCUCCGAAGAAGGUUUCGUAGCAAUGACGACCUUUUCUGGCACUAUCGUUUACACAGAAAACUUAGGGCCCGCCUCCUCACGUAUAUAUAUAAUGAAACAAAUAAGGCCGAUAGUUUUUUUUUUUUGGAGAGCGCGUAUCUUUACAGGGAGAUGCACAGCUUCAUAUUAACCAAGCAAUACUUUCUCCAGGACAUAUUGUUAGCCGGAAAGGAUGCAGAAAAGCUUAGAAAAAAUUUUAUUUUAAAGGAGCCUCCGGGGCCGCUGCACCCCACCACAUCUCAUGUCGGCGAUACAUUCAUGCAGGCCCUACAAUACUUUUAUGGACAUUCGUUAUUGGACAUUGGCGAUGCUAGAAGACGUAACACGAAUUUUAAAGAGAAACUCAAAGAUGGAGUGGACCUCGAUGUAGCGAGGGAGUAUUUUAGAGUAUUUAAGAUGCGACUGGACACCAAUAUCAAAUUAGUAAAUAUCACAUUAAUAGACGGCCCUUUUCAGUUUAUUAAGAUGGUUAAAGAGAAGAAUGAGGAAAAAAUAAAGCUUUAAAGUUAAAAAUAAUGCCUGAA